This is a messenger RNA of Gekko japonicus, 2090 nucleotides long. RefSeq names its product T-box 21 (gene TBX21). Lineage: Eukaryota; Metazoa; Chordata; Lepidosauria; Squamata; Gekkonidae. The transcript has 7 exons. The coding region runs from base 1 to 1377 and encodes 458 amino acids. Gene Ontology annotation, biological process: lymphocyte migration; positive regulation of DNA-templated transcription; regulation of transcription by RNA polymerase II. Gene Ontology annotation, molecular function: RNA polymerase II cis-regulatory region sequence-specific DNA binding; DNA-binding transcription factor activity, RNA polymerase II-specific. Gene Ontology annotation, cellular component: nucleus. The record is from RefSeq and is a predicted model, not a curated record.
AUGUACCCCGGCCCCGGGGACCUGUACCCGGGCGCGCACGGCGGCGAGGGCUGCUACCCGCCGGCGGUCCAGCACAUGUUCCCGCGGGGCCCGCUCUACCCGAUGCCCGGCUACCAGGUGUCCGGGAAGAUCCAAGUCGUCCUCAACAACUACCCGCUCUGGGCCAAGUUCCACAAGCACCAGACGGAGAUGAUCAUCACCAAGCAGGGCAGGAGGAUGUUCCCGUUUCUGAGCUUCAACAUCACUGGGCUGGACCCCGUGGCUCAUUACAGCAUCUGUGUGGACAUUGUGUUAGUGGAUCAGCACCACUGGCGGUACCAAGGCGGGAAAUGGGUUCAGUGUGGCAAGGCGGAAGGAAACAUGCCAGGGAAUCGGACAUACAUGCACCCGGAUUCUCCGAAUACUGGCGCCCACUGGAUGCGGCAAGAGAUCUCCUUCGGAAAGCUGAAGCUCACCAAUAACAAAGGAGCAUCAAAUAAUGUUACGCAGAUGAUCGUGUUACAAUCUUUGCACAAGUAUCAGCCACGGCUACACGUCACGGAGGCCAAGGAGGGCGAGGUGGACGAGGUGCAGUCUUCUCUCUGCACCCAGACCUUCACCUUCCCCGAGACUCAGUUCAUUGCUGUGACAGCGUACCAGAAUGCUGAUAUUACCCAGCUGAAGAUAGACCACAAUCCUUUUGCCAAGGGCUUCCGGGAUAACUUUGAUUCGAUGUACAGUGCAGCUGAGGGAGACCGCACAACCCCCUCUCCCCCCAGCAUUGGUAGCUGUCAGCAGCUUCUGUCCGGCAGCCAUUUCCAACCCUUCUUACACGAUCAGUACUCUCUCCCCCGAAGCCGCUUCUACAAUAGGGAGCAUGGCCCGCUCCCCCUGCAACCCAAGGAUACCCACCACUGGUAUUUUGCCUCACAACAGCCGCCAACCACCCCUCUAGAAUACAGCACCUACGACGGUGACUACAGAGGGAACAAAUUUAUGCCCUACGGUGUGAAGCCAUUUGCCCUGCAGGCUUCACCCCACACUUCGCUGUCCUACUACCAGGAGCACCCUUUUGGCCCUCCAACUGCUUGGAGUUCUCCAGCCCAGUAUCAUCACCCCAAGCCGGCCCCGGGGGCGUUGAGCUGGUUCCGGCCCAUGAGAGAUUUGCAGCCAGCGCCCUCUGGUGACGAGAAAGGGAAGGACAGCGAAGGCUGGGCCGAGCCAGGUUCGGUGAAAUCGGCCGAUUCCUCGGACUCCGGGUUGUACGAAGCCGAGUGUAAGCGCCGCCGGAUGUCUCCCUAUGUCUCCAGUGCUGAAAGCUCACCCCCCAUCCGCAAUGGAGACCUCUACGACAAAGAAGGAGGCGACGCCGGUUACUAUGGCUUCUAUGGGAACUGAAGGGGAGCAGAGACACUUGAGGUUAAGGAGGGGCCUUUGAGACAUCCAGUUCCCCUCAAGUCAUAUCAGUGGUACCAAGCAAAAAAAUGGGACACCUUGGUUUGGGGAAGGUCUGCACCAUCGUAGGCACUGCUUGGCCACAGAUUUGUAUACUGUCUAGACGAAUUUCCCUCUCAUGUGGCAACAUCCAGGUGCUAGUUGUCCUGUGUUAAGCAUGACCUUACACUGACAUUUCUGAAUAGAGAUAUGCAAGCCCGCACUGAACAGUGUGUAUGGAACAGGGUUCUUGAUUCCCCUCAUAUGUUUGUCCACAAGGGCAUUUGGUCAGACCUACAGCAUUACGAGAGCUUCCACUCGCACAGAAAAGUACAAAGGUCUUACUCCCGUGAGGUGUCUUCACGUCUGUGGUCCUUCCCUUGCUUAGCUUCGUGGCCAAACAAGAAGGGUAGAGCUGAAAUGAAAUUCCUCACAGAUGUGAAAUCUGAAAGUCCCACGCUUUUCAGAUUUGACUUCUUACAUUCAUCUCGGUGUGAUACAUUUGAAGGCCGUAAUGUAUCCUUCCCAUUUUCCAGUUAAUUCACCCUGAUCCAGAUAAGGAGAGCUUUCUUACAGAAGGUUUCUUUUAGAGGAGAUUCAAUAAAUUCAUCAAGGAUAGCUCUAUGAAUGGCUAUGAGUCAUGCUGGGAAAAUACGACCUCCAUGUUUUUUUCCAUG